Molecule: messenger RNA, 3366 nt
Organism: Paramisgurnus dabryanus
Lineage: Eukaryota; Metazoa; Chordata; Actinopteri; Cypriniformes; Cobitidae
Source: RefSeq, a predicted model, not a curated record
CUCUCAGACGGAUGAGCAGAGUCCGGAAAGAGAGCAGUCACGUACGUAAUUCUCCCUCUCGCUCCCCGAAUCUAAAGGUUAUCGUUACUGUCCCGUUUGGAACGGUUCCCGUGGAGAACAUUUUACGCUGGGGGAAAUAUCUGAUUAAAGAGUCGGAUUUAAAACAACUGAUAAAGACGCAGAAGAGGGAUAGCAAGAGUGCCUGACACAAUUGAAGCAAAUUAAGGAUAAGAUGUCCCAUUUUGUCUGUUCCACCAUUCAGCAGUAUCUUCAACACACAGCUCUGUUCCUUAAUUGAUUCCUUAUCGUGAACUCUCCAGGAGUGAUCGGAUACAAUGCUAAUCAAUCAACUUACUUUCCUCCUGCUGUUCUGCUUGCCGGGCUGGAGCGGUGCACUGAUCCGUCCCGUGCCUGGAAUUAGCACGUCGGAUCGGGAUGGACGGACUCUGCAACGCACUAAACGAGGAUGGAUGUGGAAUAGUUUCUUUCUCUUAGAGGAGUGGACAGGAACAGGAAAGCAGUAUGUCGGAAAGCUCCACUCAGACAUGGAUACUGAAGAUGGUAGCGUAAAGUACGUGUUGACCGGAGACGGGGCUGGAACCGUUUUUGAGAUCGAUGAGAAUUCAGGUGAUAUCCAUGCAACCAGAAGGCUGGACAGGGAAGAAAGGUCUUCAUACACUCUUAGCGCCAAAGCCGUUAACAAAACAUCUGGACGGGAUCUUGAAAGGGCCUCGGAAUUCGUCAUCAAAAUUCACGACAUUAAUGACAAUGAGCCAAAGUUUGCCAAGGACACGUAUGUGGCCAGUGUAUCAGAGAUGUCUAAUGUUGGUGCAUUUGUAAUAAGAGUCACUGCCACUGAUGCAGAUGAUGAAGCAUACGGAAACAGUGCCAAGCUGGUUUACAGCAUACUGCAGGGCCAGCCGUAUUUCUCAAUUGAACCUGAAACUGGCGUCAUAAGGACGGCCCUUCCAAACAUGAUUCGAGAGAACCGAGAGCACUAUCAGGUGGUCAUUCAGGCUAAGGACAUGGCCGGACAGAUGGGGGGUCUCUCUGGGACCGCUACAGUCAACAUCACCCUGUUGGAUGUCAACAACAGUCCUCCUCGAUUUCCCCAUAGUACUUACCAUCUCUCUACUCCCGAGUCGGCAGAUAUCGGCUCGGCGGUGGGCCGGAUUAAAGCGUUCGAUGCGGACGUCGGAGAGAAUGCGGAGAUGUGGUACUCCAUUCUGGAUGGAGAUGGCCAAGAUGUCUUCAACGUAAUCACAGACGGAACCAGCCAGGAAGGGGUUAUAACUGUAAAACGGCCACUGGAUUACGAGAGUAAGAGGUUAUACUCGCUGCGGGUGCAGGUGACCAACACGCACAUAGAUCGACGCUUCGAGCACCUGGGCCCAUUCAGCGACACGGCGGUGGUCAGAAUCACAGUCACGGACGUGGACGAACCUCCGGUCUUCAGUCGAGCCCUGUACAUUUUUGAGGUCGAUGAGGACACCCCUGCCGGCAGCUCGGUUGGCAGUGUAAUGGCCCGAGACCCUGAUAUGAUCAAUCACCUGGUCAAAUACACCAUUGAUCGGCACACAGACCUGGAAAGGCUGUUUAACAUCGAUUCCAACAAUGGAACCAUCAGCACACUCCAGGCUCUGGACAGAGAGACAUCCAAAUGGCACAACAUCUCCGUUCUGGCCACAGAGCUCAGUACUGCCCUGCAAACCAGAGUGCCGGUGUUUAUCAAAGUACGAGAUGUGAAUGACAACGCGCCCGAGUUCGCCAUGUACUACGAGACCUUCGUGUGCGAGAACGUCAGAGCCGGUCAGCUCAUCCAGACCAUAAGCGCAGUGGAUACGGAUGAACCUCUCGUCGGCCACAAGUUUGUCUUCAGCCUAAGCACCGCCAAUCCAAACUUCACCGUCUUCGACAACGAAGAUAACACAGCGAGGAUCCUGACCCGCAGGGGUGGCUUCAACAGAAGAGAGAUGAGCUCGUACCUGCUUCCUGUGGUCAUCUCGGACAAUGAUUACCCUAUACAGAGCAGCACCAGCACGCUGACGGUCAGGGUCUGCGCCUGCGACAGCGGUGGAAACGUGCAGACGUGCAGCACAGAAGCCCUGCUGCUAUCUGCCGGUCUCAGCACAGGAGCUCUGGUGGCCAUAUUGCUCUGCAUUCUGAUACUUCUUAUGAUCGUGGUAUUGUUUGCGGCCCUCCGGCGACAAAAGAAGAAGGAGCCUUUGAUCAUCUCCAAAGAGGACGUUAGGGACAACGUGGUAAGCUACAACGACGAGGGUGGCGGAGAGGAAGACACGCAGGCGUUCGACAUCGGAACCCUACGCAACCCCGAGGUCAUCGAUACCAACAAACUCCGUCGGGACAUAAUGCCCGAAAUGCUUUUUCCGUUUCGCCGCUCGUCCCCCCUGAAGGACAACACGGAUGUUAGAGACUUUAUCAACGGACGUCUACAAGAAAACGACUCGGACCCGACCGCGCCCCCUUAUGACUCCUUGGCUACCUACGCCUACGAAGGCAACGGCUCUUUGGCCGAAUCUCUCAGCUCUUUGGAAUCGGCCGCCACCGAAGGGGACCAGGACUUUGAAUAUCUGAGUCACUGGGGGCCACAGUUCAAAAAACUGGCGGAUAUGUAUAUAGGCCAAGACACCCAGAGAGAGACUUAAUAUUGGAUAUGCAACACAGCGCACUUAAAGAUCUCAGAGCACUAACUGAACACGUACAUACCGAAAUCUCCCCCGUUCUCUGCUGUGUGACGCAUAUAAAGUCAACAAAACUUGAAAUACUGGGAACCUUUCACAUAAACAUGUCCUUUUUUCUCCUACUGGUCCUACAUUCUAUGUCUUUUAUAACUUCUGGUCUAUCUCUUCUUCUUUCCCCCAUCAAAAGAAUCAGUAAAGAUGCCUUUUACGAGUAGGGAUUUGUUGUAAUCAAUGGUGUGGACAAUGUGUUUUUUAACCAAGGUGACUGGUAGUAGCUUUCUACACUAUCGAUGUUUAUGGCAAAAAGAAAAUAAAAUCUUAAGAAAAUGUUAAAAAAAGCUAAGCUUUUAUUACAGACCAAGUCUAAAAUAGGUGCAGUAUGUGUAUAAUAUGUUUUACAAGUAUGAUCAUUAUGUAAACUACUUGAUAUCUCUGUUUAAGAGGCGGUUUUCCUGUGGAAGGUUUAUAUGCGUUCUGUCAAACCGUGGAUUCAUUUCAGCUCAUAGAGUUAGAACUGUACAACAAAUUGUGUAUUUGUAGAUUAUCGGUCAUUAUGUUCAUGUUGUUUGAAUGAUGUUGCAUUGUUUUAUACAGUAUUUAUAUUUUUAUACUUAUUUUGAUAAUAAAGUUUGUAAAAUCUUUUCUCUUUAUGGCAUGUUCUCAA